This is a messenger RNA of Nelumbo nucifera (sacred lotus), 1100 nucleotides long. RefSeq names its product stem-specific protein TSJT1. The record is from RefSeq and is a predicted model, not a curated record. Lineage: Eukaryota; Viridiplantae; Streptophyta; Magnoliopsida; Proteales; Nelumbonaceae.
CCGACUGGAUAAUUUUGCCACGCCAUAGCUGUACUCUAUCACCCUCCAACUAUAUAUAUACUCCAGGACGACUCCUCUUUCCAUUCUUCAUUGCUUGCUUGCAGGAGAAGUUAAAAGGCAAAGAAAUUCAAUUCUCUGGAUUCUUAUAUUGUGUUUGCUUAGUGAGAUAGAAGAAGAAAUGUUGGCGAUAUUUCACAAGGCGUUUGCUCAUCCUCCACAGGAGCUGAACAGCCCUGCCUCAUGCAGGGUGGCUAGAAAGCUUAAGACACCAGAGGAGACUCUCAAGGAGUUCCUCUCCUCUCACCCCCAUAAUAACUUCUACAUGAGCUUUGCUGACGCAGCGGUGUUGGCGUACGCUCGCCCCGGCCGCUCCUACUCCAUUUACCAGAGGUUGUUCUGUGGAUUUGAUGACAUAUACUGCCUGUUUCUGGGGAGCUUGAACAAUCUAUGCACCCUCAUCAGGCAGUAUGGCCUGUCCAAGAAUACCAACGAGGCGAUGUUCGUCAUCGAGGCCUACCGCACUCUCCGAGACCGUGGGCCUUAUCCGGCCGACCAGGUCGUCAAGGAUCUCGAAGGCAGCUUCGCUUUCGUCAUCUACGAUAGCAAGGCCGGAACCGUCUUUGCUGCACUGGGGUCGGAUGGAGGGGUCAAGCUGUUCUGGGGCAUUGCAGCGGAUGGGUCGGUAGUAAUUUCAGACGAUGUGGAGGUCAUUAAAGGAAGCUGCGCCAAAUCCUUUGCGCCUUUCCCCACAGGAUGCAUGUUCCACAGCGAGGGAGGGCUGAUGAGCUUCGAGCAUCCGAUGAACAAGAUGAAGGCAAUGCCAAGGGUGGAUAGUGAAGGAGUCAUGUGUGGGGCCAACUUCAAGGUUGAUGUAUGUUCCAAGAUCUACAGCAUGCCACGUGUCGGAAGCGAAACCAACUGGAUGCUAUGGGAAUCACAUUGACAUAGAUGGCAGACAUUGCUGUAUUAUUUGUAGUUGUGUGGCAUGUUUAUGUGUAAAGUGUAAUGUGUAUGGGGGGUUUGGGUGGAUGUGUAAUUUCUCUCUUUAAUGAGUAGAAAUAUGAAAUAACAUUUCUUUUCUCUUUGAUUAAUGGUGGAAA